AUGGGUAACGGCGCAAAGGCUCAGCAGAAGCGUGAUCGCAACGCCAAGGAUGCGAAGCCCAAGGGCUCUCAGCUCAAGGUGAACGCCGCCGCCAAGGACAUCCAGUGCCAGAUCUGCAAGUCCACCUUCCUCAAGACCACCAAGGCUCCCGCUCUCACCGAGCACGCCGAGAACAAGCACAGCAAAGGCCUCGCCGACUGCUUCCCCGCCUUCGUUGCCGCAUAG
This is a messenger RNA of Colletotrichum fioriniae, 225 nucleotides long. RefSeq lists its product as uncharacterized. The record is from RefSeq and is a predicted model, not a curated record. NCBI's taxonomy places the organism in Eukaryota, Fungi, Ascomycota, Sordariomycetes, Glomerellales, Glomerellaceae.